AUGUUUUUCUCACAACCCGCCCACCUCGCCAAGGCCGAGGAACUCAAGCAGGCGCCCCCAAAAGGCGUGGCCUACUCUGUCGCCAUUCCCGGCACUGAGCAGCCCGGCCGCAGUCGGGUAUACCGAGCAUGGAAUGCGCAGAAGGAGCUUUUGACCACACUGGACCCCCAGGUCCUCACGGCCCAUGACAUGUUCGAAUCGACCGCCAACCGCCAACCCAAGAACCACUGCCUCGGAUGGCGUCCGUAUAACCCCACGACCAAGGGCUGGGAUCCAUACCAGUGGCUCACAUAUGAGACUGUGCAAAAGCGGCGUGCCGCGUUUGGCGCUGGUCUGGUAGAGCUGCACCAGAAGCACGACUGUCACCGCCCAGGCCAGUAUGGUGUUGGUCUCUGGGCGCAGAACCGCCCCGAAUGGCAGAUUACUGAUUUGGCUUGUAUUUCCCAAUCACUCUAUUCCGUCUCGAUCUACGAUGUCCUGGCCCCGGAUGCCACCGAAUACAUUAUCAACCAUGCCGAGCUGAGCUGUGUCGUUACCUCUCUACCGCAUAUUCCUACUCUGCUCAAGCUUAAGUCCUCCCUGCCCAACUUGAAGAUCAUUGUCAGUUUGGACCCGCUGGAUGGCGAUGAUCAGAACGGUCACUCCAAGCGCGCCCUGCUCGAGUCUAUGGCCGCCGGUCAGGACCUCACAAUUUACACAAUCGACCAGGUUGAGGAGCUGGGUCUUGCUUCUGGGCGCGGAUACAACGCUCCUUCUGCCUCUGAUAUUGUUACUAUCAACUACACCUCCGGCACCACCGGACCUCCCAAGGGUGUUGUGUUGACCCACGGUAGUGCCGUGGCUGCCACUUCCUGCGGUCUGGCUACCAUUGGCCAGGCUCGCGGUGACACAAUGUGCUCUUAUCUUCCGCUGGCGCAUAUCUAUGCCCGUCUGGCAGAGCACUGUGCCUUUUGGGGAGGUGCGCGAAUUGGCUACUUCCACGGAAACAUCGUAGAGUUGGUUGACGACUUGAAGUUGCUGAAGCCUACCGGCUUCAUGUCUGUGCCCCGUCUUUACAGUCGAUUCGGCACGGCGAUUCGUGCUGCGACAGUUGAGCAGCCCGGCUUCAAGGGUGCCCUGUCGCGACACAUUGUCGCAGCCAAGACGGCCAACAUGGAGAACCCCGAUCCCUCCAAGGCGACCAUCAAGCACGCCUUGUAUGAUCGCAUUUGGGCGAAGAAGGUUGCUGCCGCUCUCGGUCUGGAGCGGGCUAGAUACAUGGUGUCUGGCUCCGCUCCCCUGGACCCAACCCUGCACAACUUCCUGCGCAUCGCAACCGGCACCGACGUUGUCCAGGGCUACGGUCUGACCGAGUCCUACGCCUCCGCCACCGCCCAGUCAACCUACGACCUCACAACCGGCAACUGCGGGCGCCUCGCGCCCUGCACGGAAGCAUGCCUGAUCUCCCUCCCCGACAUGGAGUACUCCGUAGACGACAAGCCGUUCCCCCGCGGCGAGCUCCUGCUCCGCGGCAAUAACAUGUUCCGCGAGUACUAUAAGAACGACGAAGAAACCUCCAAGGCGCUCACCGAAGAUGGCUGGUUCCGCACCGGCGACGUAUGCACCGUCGACGCCCAGGGCCGCUUCAUCAUCAUCGACCGCCGCAAGAACGUCCUUAAGCUCGCCCAGGGCGAGUACAUCUCCCCCGAGCGCCUGGAAGGCGUCGUCCUGUCCGAGCUCGGCUACGUCGCCCAGGCCUACAUCCACGGCGACAGCAUGCAGACCUACCUGGUUGGCAUCUUCGGUGUUGCGCCGGACCUCUUCGCUCCGUACGCCAGCAAGGUCCUAGGCAAGACCAUUGCCCCGACCGACCUGGACGCCAUCAAGGAGAGUCUCAAAGACGACAAGCUGCGUCGUGCCGUGCUGCGCGAUCUGGAGCGCGUGGCCAAGAAGCACAAGUUUGCUGGGUACGAGCGCGUGCGCAACGUCUCGCUGCAGGUUGAGCCGUUCACCGUUGAGAACAACCUGUUGACUCCGACUCUCAAGCUCAAGCGUCCUCCCACCGUCAAGGUCUACCGCUCCCUCUUGGACCAGCUCUACGAGCAGGCGAACGAGGAGCAGUCCGCUCCCCGAGCCAAACUGUAG
Molecule: messenger RNA, 2124 nt
Organism: Penicillium soppii
Lineage: Eukaryota; Fungi; Ascomycota; Eurotiomycetes; Eurotiales; Aspergillaceae
Product: putative AMP-binding enzyme
Exons: 4
Coding region: 1-2124 (707 amino acids)
Biological process (GO): long-chain fatty acid metabolic process
Cellular component (GO): endoplasmic reticulum; membrane
Molecular function (GO): long-chain fatty acid-CoA ligase activity
Source: RefSeq, a predicted model, not a curated record